UGAAGCCUCUAAUACGGAGGAUCAUCGCCUAGCAGUUCUUUACCAAGAAAGUGUCGAUGAGAUCAAGUUUCAAGGAAACCUGCUGCCCCAAAUCACAGCGAGGAAUUAUUGUUCAAACGACCAUGCUCUGAAUCCAGACAACCCCCAUCGCAGCCGGUUUGAUUGGAAUAGCUGACCAGCCCUAAUUCUGGCUCCUGGCGUGGACAUAUAUAACAUAGCACCUGGUGGCCCGGUGCUGUUUUUUGAGCCAUGGCUGCCUCAAAAGAAAGCAUGCCAUCCAAACCAGAGGAUAUCGAAACGCGCUCCAUAUUCUCAAUGCAAGAAUUAGACCCAUCGCCAGUCCAAGAUGAGUUUCCAGACCUCGAAUCUGGUGAAUACUUCCCCAGAGAACCAAGUCCGCCAUCGGCACGCGAGCCCAUCGCCGGGGGUGGUCGGUUCUCAUCGCUCAAGUUAGGUCUUCGCGGACACAGUUGGGAUUCAUGGUUGUCUGCCUUCCAACGAUACUCGACGUAUCCACCAACCCUAUUCCUUGCAUUGCAUUGGGUCAAUACCUCUCUCAUCCCUCUGGCUACUCGAUCCGUACCCGAUAGCGAGAGCUUCCUACUUCUCACCAGACCCGUCUAUCAAUCUCCGGGCCUCGAACAUCUCGUCCUGACUGCGCCUGUUCUGAUUCAUAUUGCGUCCGGAAUUGCUUUGCGCAACAUUCGUUCCGCACGGCGGGCACGACUCUAUGGUGCCGAGACAAGGUCACAGAGACACUCGUUGACGUUUUGGCCUCGGAUGAGUCUCCAAGCUCGGUUAGGAUAUUCGUUGGUUCCGUUACUUGGCGCCCAUGUGCUCGUCAACCGCAUCACUCCGUUAAUGGUCGAUGGGGGAAGCUCAGGAGUCGGGCUGGGUUAUGUGGCCCACGGCUUUGCACGGGCCCCCGCACUCUGGAAUCUAUACUAUCUGUUAUUCGUCGCCGUUGGGGUGUGGCACUUCGUCGGCGGCUGGGCUGCAUGGAUGGGCUGGAGAGUGACAACGGUCCGGAAAGAACGUGACCGAAAAAAGGGCUCCCUAGAGGGUUAUCUGGGAGCCUCGGAAAAUGAGCAACGAAUCCGCCGACAGAGGAAGAUGUGGUGGACGGUCAACGGCAUUGCCGCGGUGGGAGCAUCCAUAUGGCUUGCAGGCGCCCUGGGCAUCAUCGGGCGAACGGGGCAAGGUUAUGGCUGGGAGGCCAAGGGAUGGAAUGAAAUUUAUAGCCAGGUCCCCGUUAUUGGGUCCUGGCUCUGACCCAAUUGAUUCGGACAAACAUAGUUUGGGGAACAUAUCUCUCCGUCGCCUGGCUGACUAGACGCAGUAUAUCAUUCUUGGUCUAGCGGUUAGUGCUUCGACACAUAAUACUUCAAGGACGGGAAUAACGGCCGAUAUGAUUGUAUAAUAAGCAAGAAGCAAGAAUUAAUGUUAAUGACAGCUCUGAUAGAAUGUGAAGAGGGGAAUGAAUUGAGUUUAUAGUUAUGACAUUUAUGUGAUUAGAUAGUAGGGAGUUGGUCCG
Molecule: messenger RNA, 1534 nt
Organism: Aspergillus piperis CBS 112811
Lineage: Eukaryota; Fungi; Ascomycota; Eurotiomycetes; Eurotiales; Aspergillaceae
Product: MCP1 family protein
Exons: 2
Coding region: 250-1272 (340 amino acids)
Biological process (GO): lipid homeostasis; mitochondrion organization
Cellular component (GO): mitochondrial outer membrane
Source: RefSeq, a predicted model, not a curated record